This is a messenger RNA of Dibothriocephalus latus, 237 nucleotides long. The record is from the annotation of a GenBank genome assembly. Lineage: Eukaryota; Metazoa; Platyhelminthes; Cestoda; Diphyllobothriidea; Diphyllobothriidae.
AUGACCACGGUGACCAGUGAACAGAGAGACAGCAGCCGGUCCCGCGCUGCUAUGGAAGAGAGCGUUAGCUACACGAGUGCACGUGGCCAUGCCGUCAAGCUUGAUCCCCGCGAAAUCCCCUUCUUCCUGCCAGCGGCAUUUCCCCGUCGCGCCCGUCUUAUGAGUGGCACUUGCUCCUGUGAGCCCGAGUCCUCCCUCCUUUCCGUGGACGUGGGUACGGCCUCCGUGCCUUCGCCC